AUGUAUACCGCCGCUUUGCUUCUCGCUCUCUCCCUGACUGCCCAGUCAGUCCCGGUCUUCCAUUCCCAAGCAAACGACACCAUUGCUCGCAGAAAUGAACUGCCAUACAAGGUCGUCGACGUCGCCGGCACUGCGGCUCCCCCGGUCGAGACAGUCACCGCCACGCCCUCGCCUCCCGUGACGGUGACCGUCACUGAAUAUCCUUCCUCCACCCCAGCUCUGGAGCCUUUCUCUCUUUCCUCUUGGAGUGUCGGUCCUCGGGUGACAGGCAUCCCCCACCCCGGGCCCCAGUUUGCCGCGCGGGGACUCAACAGCACAGAGCACAACCACCGUCGCCAUGCGCAGGCCAACACCACCGUCACCGAAACCCCCGCCAGCGAGGAUUCCAUCACAGUGGCCAAGCGCAGCAACGACACUCUGCCCCGUUCCUUGGGUAACCACAACGGAACCGAGCAUGAGCAUCACGCCGAGCACAAGGACGACGACAUCUCCGCCAAGGCUCUGACCCAACGCGCACUCACCAGCACCGAAGCAGCCAGCAAGCACACCGGCAGCAACGCCAAUGAGACCCAGUCGGCCCGCGCUGAUCUUGCCCCUGGGCAUGCCGCCGCCUUCGCGAGACGUGCACUCACCACCGGUGACGCGAAGCCCACCCCUCAGAACUCCAACAACACCGCGGAGCAGUCCGACGCUACGAAGCGCGCAAUCAACACCACCGAGGCUGCUACCAAGCACUUCGCCCGAAGCUUGAACGGCACCUCUCUGCACGCUCGGAACGUCACUGCGGGUGACUACUGA
This is a messenger RNA of Aspergillus aculeatus ATCC 16872, 798 nucleotides long. RefSeq lists its product as uncharacterized. The transcript has a single exon. Lineage: Eukaryota; Fungi; Ascomycota; Eurotiomycetes; Eurotiales; Aspergillaceae. The record is from RefSeq and is a predicted model, not a curated record. Bases 1 to 798 code for a protein of 265 amino acids.